AUGUUAUAUUUUACUUCCUUUGAUUAUAACCCAAUUAACAAUAAUUCCAUUCACAAUUAUUUGGAAACAAAAGAGAAACACCUUUCACUUCAUGUGGGAGACACAUUGAUUUUACAACAAGAGUUAGGGGAUUGGUAUUUAGGAUGUGCACAAAAAAACAAAAAUUUAAAAGGAAUAUUUCCAAAGUCAUAUAUAAAAAUCAAAAAGAUAAAAGACAUACAACAACCGAUUGUUCAAGAAAUAACAACAGUUGUCAGAGAAUGGGGGACAAUACUUAAAGACCUCUAUGUGAAAAAUAAUAAAAAAGUUAAAGAUAUUGAAAGAAGAAUUUAUGAAUUGGUCAGGUUUCGAAGCGAAAUUCUCUCCGGUGCAUUACCCGUAGAUGAAAUGAAAAAAAUGAAAAGAAAAGUCGCUGCCAGGAUAGAUUUUGGUAACCACAUUUUGGGACUUGACAUGGUUGUUAGAGACGAUGAAUGUAAUAUUUUAAAUCCCGACACAACAUCAACCGUUAGUCUAUAUUGGAAACAUCAAAGAGCGACAGAAAAUAUAAAAAGAGCAGAGUUUGAAGAAACUCACAGACGGUCGAAACCUCAAAUAAUCAAUAAUCAAUAUUCGCACACAUUGUUUUUAUGUGUUCGAAAUUUUGUGUGUAAAAUAAACGAAGAUGCAGAAUUAUUAAUGUGUUUGAGCGAUGGGACAGUUCCUUUUACUGAAAAUUAUGUUGUUCGAUGGAGCAAAGAAGGUUUUGUAAGGGAUAUAAAUCAACUUCAUUCCUUGCGUGUUUUAUUCACGGAUCUUGGAAGUAGAGAUUUAGAAAAGGAAAAAGUUUAUUUAGUUUGUCAAGUGAUUAGAUUAGGAGCUAUGGAAUAUAAGGAAACGGAAAAAGAUAAUUUGCGAAAAAGCUCUCACAUAAACAAUAAAAAAUCAUAUAGUUUAGGUUCCGAUUGCAUGAGGCGACCCUUUGGAGUGGCUGCCAUGGACAUAACGCUAUAUCUUUCUGGUAAAAUUGAAGGCAAUGAAGACACAGAUAAUUUUAUUCCUUUUUUUCCGUGCGAAAAAGAAAGUUUAGAGCAAACAUUUAAAAGAGCUCUUUACAACAAAGAUGUCACUCAAAAAGAUCAUAAAGGUCAAGGUUUAUGGGUUUCGCUAAAAGUUUUACACGGAGAUUUAAAACAGGUCAGUGAAGAAAAUCCUCAUUUAGUUUUGGGUAACGUGGCCAUAGCGAGAAAAAUGGGAUUUCCAGAAGUUAUUUUACCCGGUGAUGUACGAAAUGAUUUAUAUUUGACUCUGGUGAGUGGAGAUUUUAGCAAGGGUGUUAAAAAUACGGAUAAAAACAUACAAGUUACCGUUACGGUUUGCAACGAAAAGGGACAAAUUAUUCCGGGUGUUAUUUAUAUGGGUGGCGGUGUAGAACCCCUUAACGAAUUCAAAUCCGUUAUCUAUUACCACGACGACAAGCCAAAGUGGAACGAAAUAUUCAAAGUGGCAGUACCGAUAGAAGAAUUCAAAAGCAGUCACAUAAAAUUUACUUUUAAGCACAGAUCUUCGAACGAAACGAAAGACAAAUCCGAGAAACCUUUUGCCAUGUCGUUUAUGAAAUUGAUGCAGGAAAAUGGAACGACCAUACCUGACACGAAACACACGCUUUGCGUGUAUAAAAUCGAUCAUAAAAAAUUCGACGAGACCGACAUUGGUUAUUUGUCGUUGCCGUGGACUCGUCCGGAUGAAAAAAUCGAUAAAAAUUCAUGUUCGGGAUUGAAUUUUUCCAACAAAGAUUUUUUUUUCAUAACGACAAACGUUUGUUCCACGAAACUCACUCAAAAUGUUGAACUUUUGGGAUUGCUCAAUUGGUCUUGUAAACCUGAAGGUUUGCGACACAGUUUAACGGCUUUUAGAAACGUUAGCGGAGGUGAAGUCGUCAAAUACCUGCAAGAUGUUCUCGAUGCUUUAUUCAAUAUAUUAAUGCAAAAUUCGGAUUCCGAUUUGUACGAUGAUCUAGUCUUUAAAUGCAUCUUACAUAUAAUUAGGCUUGUCAACGAGCGACAAUACCAGCAUUUCGGACCGGUUUUGGACGUUUACAUCCAGGAGAGUUUUUGUGCCACACUCGCGUACAAUAAACUAAUCGUCGUGUUGAGGUCUUACAUAGAAAGUGCAAACGUGAAAGAAUCGGACAAAGAUUUUUAUCUUAACAUAAUGAAAAGUUUAGAGUACCUGUUUCGAUUUAUUGUACGAUCCAGACUCUUAUUUUCAGAUUUAAACGUUGGACGAGGCCAAGAAGAAUUCGAAACUCAAUUAAAAUCGUUACUUAACGCAAUAGUGAAAUUAAUGAGUCAAGAAGCAGGAAAUCAAGAUCCGGCAUUACUCGUUUUGGUACAGGGAGCCUGUCUCAAGCACAUACCUUCAAUAAUACCCGAUUUGAUAAAAGUUUUUAACGUUAGCGAUUUAAGUUUGAUACUCGCGGAACUCGUGCAAAAAAUUCCAACUCAGAGAUUGGCUCAUCAGAAAUUGAUGUCCGUCAACGAAAUCGUCAAAGGACCCUUGUUCCUCAUACCUGUCGCGAGAGGUCUGUUGCUUCCUGCCGUGACAAAAUUAAUAAAAAAACUUUUGGAAACGAACGAUGAGAUCGAUUUAUGCGUGAAAGUUUUGAGCGAUAUAAUGGAGCUGUUGUUUAGAAACGACGUCGGAGCGACAAUUCACGACGUGACGGAAAUCAUGCUCACGGUACUCAGAACGGUCAUACAAACAUCAAUCGGUAUGGAUCGGGAAAAUUCGUCUGUCGCACCGUUGGUCGUGAUAAUGAUCGCGAUAUUUCGUCAAAUGACGGCUCAUCAUUUCGAAGUUUACGUCACUCAUUUUCAAACGAUUUACGACAGGUUGGAUUUUCUAAUGGAAAUCCUGUUGGUCUUUAACGAUCUAGUCUCACGUCCGGUUUUUCCAAAAGAUUGGUGCGAAAUGAUAAUGCUACAAAACAGCGUCAUACUCAAAAGCCUCCGUUUUUUUUCUCACACGAUUCGAGAUUAUUUUUUCAAUCCGUUCGAACAUCAGGCAUGGAAUAAUUUUUUUCACUGCGCCAUUUCCUUUUUAACGCAACCUGCUUUGCAAUUGGAAUCGUUUUCGGUGAAUAAAAAAGCUAGGAUCGUUUCCAGGUAUAACGACAUGAGGAGAGAAACGGGUUUCGAAAUAAGGAGCAUGUGGUUUAAUUUAGGACAAUUCAAAGUUCAAUUCGUUCCCGGUCUCGUGGGUGCCAUAUUAGAAAUGACUCUCGUUCCCGAACCUGAACUCCGACGUGCGACCAUACCUAUUUUUUUCGACAUGAUGCAAUGCGAAUUUUACAGUUCGAAAAAUUCAUGCGACGUUUCAUUCACGAAAAGGGAUUCGACGUCAAUAAAGGGAAAUUUUUCAGAGUUUGAAAACGAAAUGAUAUUCAAGUUGGACAUACUGUUCGAAGGGAAUUGCGGUGACGAAGAAUACAAAUCCUUAUUUAAAUCCAUAAUGCUUAGUUUGUGCGAACAACAUUCGUCGUUUAAAACUCAGGGUGUUAAAUUCGUCAAAACCGUGUCGAGACUCAUGGAAAGACUUCUGGAGUACAGGUCGAUAAUCACGGAUGAAAACAAGGAAAAUCGUAUGAGUUGCACCGUUAAUUUAUUGGAUUUCUACAGUGAAAUAAACCGGAAGGAAAUGUACAUACGUUACGUCAACAAACUUUGCGAAUUGCAUUUGGAAUGUGAUAAUUACACGGAAGCUGCGUUCACGUUGAAACUUCAUUCAUCUUUGCUCAAUUGGAGCGAAGAAAUUUUGAGCCCUCAUUUGAAAUCUCACAAGCAUCCCUCGUGUCAAACUCAUUUGGAACUCAAAGAAGCUCUAUAUAACGAUAGCAUUAAAUAUUUCGACAAGGGAAAAAUGUGGGAGUGCGCGUUGACCCUUUGCAACGAACUCAAAGAACAAUACGAAGAAUAUUUAUUCGAUUAUCGUCAGCUGAGCAUUCUUCACACGACGAUCGCGAGGUUUUACAAUUGCAUAAUGAAUCAAAUCAGGCCGGAACCUGAAUAUUUUAGAGUUGCGUUUUACGGAAGAGGAUUUCCGGUUCAUUUGCAAAAUAAAGUUUUUAUUUAUCGAGGUAAAGAAUAUGAAAGACUGACGGAUUUUAGUGGGAGAAUGAUGAAUCAUCUUCCAAAUGCAGAAUUGAUGAAUAAGUUGGAACCACCGGGACAUGAGAUAUUGGAAUCGUCGGGACAAUAUGUUCAAAUAAAUAAGGUAGAUCCCGUGAUGGACGAGAGAAAGAGUAAAUUCGUGGGUAAACGAGUACCUGAUCAAAUAUUAAAAUAUCACAGAGUGAACGACGUUCAAAAAUUUCAAUUUUCAAGGCCCAUUUAUCCGAACGGAAAUGAAAAAGACAACGAAUUUGGUAAUUUGUGGUUGGAAAGAACCGUCAUGGUGACGAGUUAUCCUUUGCCCGGGAUUCUCAUGUGUUUUCCCGUCACCACUUCCAAUACUUUCAGGAUGUCACCCAUCGAAACCGCGAUAGAAACGAUGAAAUCGACAAAUGGUUCGCUUCGAGAAUUGAUUAUUAGCUACGAUGCGGAUCACACUCUCCCACUUCAUCCUCUUUCCAUGAAACUUCACGGAAUCGUCGAUGCUGCCGUCAUGGGUGGCAUUGCAAAUUACGAAAAGGCGUUUUUCACUCCCGAAUACGAAACGGGACAUCCGGAUGACGUCAAACUCAUAGCGACGUUGAAACGAGUCAUUGCCGAACAAAUCCCUUUGCUCAAAAUAGGUAUUAAAAUUCAUAAGGAAAGAGCUCCACCUUCUCUCUUACCCUUUCACACGAGACUGGAAGAAUGUUAUGCGGAUAUGGAAACUCACGUCGAAACGAAAUACGGGAAACAGGAAUGCGACAUAAGACUCGAUUUAUUAAAUUCUCCAGUGAGAAAACGUACGAGCACGCCAUUAAAUUAUUCAUUUCAUUCGAGAAACAGCGUCGUUAGUCUCGCACCAUCCGAUUCGAGCGUCGGAUCGUCUUCACUGAAAACUUUGAUAAACAUUAAAACGCCAUCACUCCCGACGGCAACUUUAAGAACUAAAGAAAAAGGAAAAGAAAAAAGAAAAUCGAAAAAUUCAAAUAAGGAGUCAUCGUCGUUGGGAUCGAAUCACGUGAGCAAAGAAUAUUCUAAUAGUCAGUGGUAUACGGUUGCACCUGACAUUUCCAUGGUUCAUUCUCCAGGAAACGUGACUCCAGUUUUCGAAUUGAGACAAGAGUUGACUCCGAAGCGACCUCUUCGUUCGGAAGUUGAAAAAGAAAAAAGGUUGAGUCGACCGACGAGCGGACAAUUUUCCGUCGGAAAAUUAACUCAAGCCCUAUCGAUAACGAGCAGGUUGUCUCAGGCGUCACUCCAAAGCAGCAAUCGCGACUCCACAGGUACGACGGAAUCGACGACGAGCGAAGAAGAUCAAAUGCCGCCGCCGCUUCCGGUCAAACAAAGAGAAGCGGAUUAUUACAAUCUUCCGGAUAAUUACGACAGAAUCGUUAAAUCCGCGAGCGUACCGAGCACUCCUCUCGCCUGGAACAAAUCCUCCCAUCCAGGAUUCGACACGAUGAGACCGGAUUCUCGGACUUGCACCACUCCGACGCCGAAUAAAAAUUGA
Pediculus humanus corporis (human body louse) is the source of this 5643-nucleotide messenger RNA. RefSeq names its product dedicator of cytokinesis protein, putative. Gene Ontology annotation, biological process: small GTPase-mediated signal transduction; cell migration. Bases 1 to 5643 code for a protein of 1880 amino acids. The transcript is spliced from 29 exons. Gene Ontology annotation, molecular function: guanyl-nucleotide exchange factor activity; small GTPase binding. NCBI's taxonomy places the organism in Eukaryota, Metazoa, Arthropoda, Insecta, Psocodea, Pediculidae. Gene Ontology annotation, cellular component: plasma membrane; cytoplasm. The record is from RefSeq and is a predicted model, not a curated record.